AUGAUGUCUCUCAAUCAAGCUGCCUGGAUCAAUUCAGCUGGGGAGAAGCCACUUACUGUUGGUGCUGCGCCUAUGCCGAAGCCCGGGCCAAGAGACAUUGUGAUAAAGAAUGCUGCUGUGGCCAUUAAUCCAGUUGACUGGAAGAUCCAGGAUCACGGCCGUUAUCUUAGUACAUAUCCUUUUAUUCUCGGUGAAGAUGCCGCUGGUGUGGUAGAGGAAGUCGGAUCAGAGGUUACUCGCUUCAAAAAAGGCCAACGUGUUAUCGCACACUGCCCCGGCCUUAUGACUAGAAACCCAGCCAAUUCGGCAUUCCAGCUCUAUUCGCUAGCAAUAGAAGACCUUACGGCAGAAUUGCCCGAUUCCUUGAGUUUCCAGGAAGGUGCAGUAUUGCCCCUUGCUCUUUCCACUGCUUCAGCCGGUCUUUUUCAAGACGAUACCCUUGGACUCCCACUUCCAUCACCUGAAGAUAUUCAACAACGGAACGAAACGAUUCUGGUAUGGGGAGGUGCAUCUUCUGUCGGAUCAGUUGCUAUCCAACUUGCCGCUGCAUCAGGACUGACUGUCGUCACAACUGCUUCACCACGGAACCAUGAUUUCGUCAGAUCUUGUGGUGCCCAUACUAUUCUAGAUUAUAAGUCACCAACAGUAAUUGAAGACAUCGUCAGCAUUCUUCGCAAUGCGAAAUUCGUUGGUGUCUUUGAUAGUAUUGCCGAACCCCAGAGCUUUGAGGCAAUAGCCAAGAUUGUGAAUACUCUAGGAGGCCACGUCAAAGUUUCAAGUGUCUUGCCUUAUGACAAGCCUACGGAGACAUUCGCUCCAGUGUAUGUCGUUGCAUUCUCCAUUGUGCAAGAUCCAAAUACGCACAUCGGCCAAGGGAUCUGGAGGGAAUUUGUGCCACGAGCUUUGGAAAAUGGAAAGCUAAAGCCAAAACCGGAGCCGUACAGUGCCGGACGUGGCCUCCAGGAUAUUCAGCGCGCUUUUGAAGUGCAGAAGUCCGGUGUUUCGGCAAAGAAGAUUAUUAUAGAGUUGUAA
Molecule: messenger RNA, 1032 nt
Organism: Talaromyces amestolkiae
Lineage: Eukaryota; Fungi; Ascomycota; Eurotiomycetes; Eurotiales; Trichocomaceae
Exons: 5
Coding region: 1-1032 (343 amino acids)
Molecular function (GO): oxidoreductase activity, acting on NAD(P)H
Source: RefSeq, a predicted model, not a curated record